This is a messenger RNA of Camellia sinensis, 985 nucleotides long. The record is from RefSeq and is a predicted model, not a curated record. Lineage: Eukaryota; Viridiplantae; Streptophyta; Magnoliopsida; Ericales; Theaceae.
UGUCAAACAAGAUACAGCUCAAGAGUGUAUGGAUUCAAUAAAGAAAGGUCAGGCAGAUAUAGUAAACUUAGAUGCAGGACUUGCUUACAUUGCCUUCCUCAAUUACUCCAUGAAAGCCAUUGCCAAUGAGAUAUACUGCAACCAUGCCCAAACCUAUGAUGCUGUUGCAGUUGUAAACAGAAAGGCCUGCAUGGCUAAUCGGGCAAUCAAUGUGAUGGACUUUAAGGGACAAAGGUCUUGUCAUGGAGGCUACUCCACCGCUGCUGGCUGGAACUACCCAAUGUCUCAUAUCAAGAAACUGUUUGAUUCCAAGACAAUGAGUGACCGGGAAAUGGCUUUGAGUUUUUUCUCUGAGGUCUGUGCUCCUUCGGAAUUUGAAGGAAUGGGUGCUUGUACUGGGUGUGGAAAAGCGAAUGGGUCGUGUAAUGGGAACAGUUUGUUGUUCUUUGGUUACUCUGGAGCGUUUCGUUGUCUCGUGGGGGGCUUUGGGGAUAUUGCCUUUGUUAGAAGUGAUACUGCUUUGCUCUACUCCAUGGAAGGUCCUCAAAACCAGUCUUGGUCAACAAAAUCUGUUAGAGGUUUCAUGUAUCUUUGCCCACAAGGGGGUUGCAGAGAAAUCAAUGGCUAUCCAGGAUCCUGUUCGUAAGUGACCGAACUUCUUGUUGGUAUUGUUUUCGCUUUCUUUGUUAUAUAAAAUAAAAACAAUGAAAAUUCAAAAAUACUCACCCAUUUCGUAUCUUUUGUCAUUUUUGUGUGAAAACAAUUUUUUGAUUUAAAAAAUGGACUGUUUUCCAAAAAUAAUAAUAUAAUAAUGAUAAAUUAUGAAAGCAGUAUGCCAAAACAAAUUUUAUAUUAAAAGAUAAAUUUGCUAAACAUAAAAAUGAUGUGUGAAAAUCUAUUCACCCCCAAAAAAUGUGUGAUAAUCACUGUUUGGAAUGAUUGAUAGGGGAAUGGAGGAAGGAGCCCAAGUAAGAAAUGAAUCAGU